This is a messenger RNA of Prunus dulcis (almond), 654 nucleotides long. Its product is annotated as stigma-specific STIG1-like protein 1. Lineage: Eukaryota; Viridiplantae; Streptophyta; Magnoliopsida; Rosales; Rosaceae. The record is from RefSeq and is a predicted model, not a curated record. The transcript has a single exon. The coding region runs from base 43 to 486 and encodes 147 amino acids.
CUCUCUCUCUCUCUGUGUUUUUAUACACUCCAAACAAACAUCAUGAAAGGCUUCAAGGUUUUUCUAAUGCUUGCCAUGCUAAUAGCUUCAGCCAUCACUACUCUCUCUGCAAUACCAGACGAAGAAGAAUCCUUCUUCAGCGAGGAAAACAAUGCAAUGGACGAAACCAAAAACCAGCUUGGAAAAAGCACUUCUCUAAGAAGCCGCUUCCUUGCCUCCCGGCCGCCUGCCAUAACUUGCGACAAAUACCCUAAGCUUUGUCAGGUGUCGGGCAGCGCAGGGCCGGAUUGCUGCAACAAGAAAUGUGUGGACAGAAACACAGACACAGCAAACUGCGGCAAGUGUGGGAGGAUAUGCAAUUACGCAGAGAUUUGCUGCGAAGGUAAGUGUGUGAAUCCGAACUCGGACAAUGAAAACUGCGGCAGCUGCAACAACACGUGCAAGAAAGGCACUUCAUGUGCGUUUGGGAUGUGCAGCUAUGCAUGAACACUAAUUAUCAUGACGCACCAGAUAGAUCACUGCUAAACCCUAUAUCCUAUAUACAUGAAAAUAAUUUAUAAGGCUAUGAAUUAGUGUACGUGUGUGUGUGCAAGUGCAAGGAAUAAGGGCUAGCUAAUCGUCACCAUUCGAUGGGCUUAGCCAAUUAAUUGUUUA